AUGGCGUGUUGUGGAAACAGUUUUUGUUGCCAAUGUUGCUGCAGAGAAGGAGAGACACGGACACCAGAGGAACUGACAAUCCUAGGGGAAAUCCGAGAUGAAGAAGAUGAGAUUCUACCAAGGAAGGACUAUGAGAGCCUUGAUUAUGACCGCUGUAUCAGCGAGCCUUAUGUGGAGGAUCUGGAAGGGAUGGACAACAAGAAAGCCAAAAAGUAUGAAGCAGUACGGUGGAUUAUGGUGUUCACAAUCGGAGUCACGAUUGGUUUGGUUGGCCUGUUUGUGGAUUUCUUUGUACGCCUUUUCACCAAACUCAAGUUGACUUUGGUUGGUGAUUCAAUAGAGAAGUGCAGUGACAAAGGUUGUCUCCCUCUGUCUCUUUUGGAACUCCUGGCGUUCAAUAUGACCUUCGUCUUCAUCGCCAGUGUGCUCGUUCUCAUUGAGCCAGUCGCUGCAGGUUCUGGGAUUCCAGAAAUCAAAAGUUACUUGAAUGGAGUGAAGAUUCCUGGAAUUGUCCGGCUGCGAACCUUCCUGUGCAAGGCUGGUGGAGUUCUGUUUAGUGUAGCUGGAGGUCUAUUUGUGGGGAAAGAAGGUCCAAUGAUACACAGUGGAGCCAUUGUGGGAGCUGGCCUUCCUCAGUUUCAGAGCAUCACUUUUAAGAGGAUCAAACUUGAUUGUCCCUACUUCCGUAGUGACAGGGACAAGAGAGACUUUGUGUCAGCAGGUGCUGCUGCUGGAGUAGCUGCAGCCUUUGGUGCUCCCAUAGGUGGCACCCUCUUCAGCUUGGAGGAGGGCUCCUCUUUCUGGAACCAGGCCCUGACUUGGAAAGUGCUCUUCUGUUCCAUGUCGGCCACUUUCACCCUAAACUUUUUCCGUUCAGGGAUAAACUUCAACAAGUGGGGCUCCUUCCAGCUGCCAGGUCUGCUCAACUUUGGGGAGUUCAAGUGUCUAAAUGGAGAUAAGAACUGCCAUCUGUGGACUGCAGUGGACCUGGCUUUUUUUGUCCUGAUGGGGGUGGUGGGUGGACUGCUGGGGGCUCUCUUCAACUGCAUGAACAAGAACCUGGCCAAGUAUCGCAUCAGACACAUUCACCCCAAGGCCAAGUUUAUUAGGGUUCUAGAGAGUCUGCUGGUUGUCAUGGUGACAACAGUGGUGAUAUUUGUGGCGUCCAUGUUAUUGGGUGAAUGUCGUGACCUGUCCUCCCCCACAACCCAUAACAACACACUGUCUGGUAAUGAGGACAUCAACUCAACCAUCCGCCAGUACUUCUGCACCAACAAGACCUACAAUGACAUGGCCACACUGUUGUUUAACCCACAGGAGGCCGCCAUCCACCAGCUCUUCCACCAGGAUGGUACCUUCAGUCCUGUGACUCUGUCAGUGUUCUUCUUGCUGUACUUCCUGUUGGCCUGUUGGACCUACGGUCUGUCAGUACCCAGUGGCCUCUUCGUCCCUUCACUGCUCUGUGGGGCAGCUUUUGGACGUUUGGUUGCCAAUAUCCUUAAAGUGAAAAUGGGAAUGGACAUUUACUCUGGUACCUAUGCUCUGAUUGGAGCUGCUGCAUUCCUGGGAGGUGUGGUCAGGAUGACCAUCAGUCUGACUGUCAUCCUUAUUGAAUCCACAAAUGAAAUCACAUAUGGACUGCCUAUCAUGAUCACUCUGAUGGUUGCAAAGUGGACCGGAGAUUUCUUCAACAAGGGCAUCUAUGACAUCCACAUCCAGCUGAGAGGGGUGCCACUGCUGGAGUGGGAGACUGAGCUUGAGAUGGACAAGCUGACUGCCAGUGAUAUCAUGGAGCCCAACUUGACCUAUGUGUACCCCCACACUCGUGUCCAGUCUCUAGUCAGCAUUCUACGUACCACAGUGUAUCACUCCUUCCCUGUGGUCACUGAAAACCGACAGAACGAGAAGGACUUCAUGAAGGGCAACAUCCUGGUCAGCAACAACAUCCGCUUCAAGAAAUCCAGCGUUGUGUCCCGUGCGGGGGAGCAGCGACGGCGCUGCCAGUCCAUGAAAUCAUACCCAUCCAGUGAGCUGAGGAAUGUUUGUGAUGAGCAGAACGCCAUUGUGGAGCCUGCUGAGGAGGGAGAAGACCUGCUGCAGCAGAUGUUAGAGAGGAGACAUGCUCCCUACCCCAACCUGUAUCCAGACCAGUCUCCCAGUGAGGAGUGGACCAUGGAGGAGCGCUUCAGACCACUCACCUUCCACGGCCUUAUCCUGCGCUCUCAGCUGGUCAACCUGCUCAUCAGAGGAGUUUGUUAUGCUGAGAACCAGUCGAGUGCCACUCAACCCAGAUUGUCCUAUGCAGAGAUGACUGAAGAUUACCCACGUUACCCUGACAUCCAUGACUUGGACCUCACCUUGCUCAACCCCCGCAUGAUAGUGGAUGUUACUCCUUACAUGAACCCGUGUCCCUACACAGUGUCACCCAACACCCGCAUCUCACAGGUGUUUAACUUGUUCAGGACUAUGGGCCUGAGACACCUACCAGUGGUCAACGCUGUUGGAGAAAUUGUUGGAAUAAUCACAAGACAUAAUUUAACCCACGAAUUCCUUGUGGCCAAACUGAGACAGCACUACAUCACCAUUUGACUCAAUAUCCUGCCCUCGUUCAGACCUGAGCUCUGUUCUUUCUGUUCCUGAGCCUUUUCCUCUGCCCAUUCCUAAUAGAAAAUAGGCAUUCCCAAACAAUACAAGGUAUGCACAACCAUAUAUUCUCUGUGGUACAUUUGGGAAAACAGUUCUCCAGAAAGGG
Molecule: messenger RNA, 2752 nt
Organism: Scomber japonicus (chub mackerel)
Lineage: Eukaryota; Metazoa; Chordata; Actinopteri; Scombriformes; Scombridae
Gene: clcn6
Product: chloride channel 6
Exons: 23
Coding region: 1-2589 (862 amino acids)
Biological process (GO): chloride transport; transmembrane transport
Cellular component (GO): lysosomal membrane; intracellular membrane-bounded organelle
Molecular function (GO): voltage-gated chloride channel activity
Source: RefSeq, a predicted model, not a curated record